Messenger RNA from Mercurialis annua (annual mercury), 4106 nucleotides. RefSeq lists its product as uncharacterized. Lineage: Eukaryota; Viridiplantae; Streptophyta; Magnoliopsida; Malpighiales; Euphorbiaceae. The record is from RefSeq and is a predicted model, not a curated record. The coding region runs from base 357 to 3941 and encodes 1194 amino acids. The transcript is spliced from 5 exons.
CAACCCUAAUAAAGUACAACAUCGUAAUAAACUUAAACAGCCAAGGGCAAUCUCGUCUUACCAACACCAAACUAUAUCCAAGUCGUCUCCGAGUCUCAUUACCACCGAUAAACCAAAACGCGAAAUCUUUUAUAUGCUCUUCCACAUUUGUCCCCGUCAAUGGCUUUCUCGUAAUUCUCACUUAUUUCCGAUCUCAAACUCUACUCGCCGCCGUAGAUCUCAUCACUCCGUCCGACAAGUUUAGGGUUUUUAUUUAGGGUUUAUUCAUCGCGGAUUCGAUUCGGUUAUUUAAGGAUUUUGAGUUAGGGUUUUGAUUUAAGAUUAUCAGUUAGGGUUUUUUUUUUCAAAUAACAGUGAUGCCGAGGAGUUCGCGACACAAAUCGAGUAAGCACAGCUCGAGAGAUGCGAGAGACUAUUCUGAUUCUGAGAAGGAGAAGGAGGCGAGUUUUUCAAAGGAUCGGAAAAGCAGUAAAGAAGAGAGUAUUAGUACUAGUAUUAAGGUUUUUAAGGAGUCUGGUUCUGUUGAGAAACGGAAGCUCGAGGCGGCGAAUAAUAAAGAGUCGGGAAAUGGAGAUUAUUUGGAGGAAUAUUCUUCCUCGAAGCGGCGGAAGGGGAGAGGUGAGGAUGGAGUGAGUGAUAGGUGGAAUGGGGGAGGGGAUGAUGAGAAUAGGAGCGAAGGGACGAAGAAGGUGAAAGAGAGGUCUUCGAGUGAAUCGAAGAGUAAGAAGAGAGAUGAGAGUGGUGGAGGAGGCUAUGUGGAGAUUGAGGAAGUGGUGAAGAGAAGUAGUGGGAAGAGUGAAGGGAAACAUAGGGAAUCGAGUUCUCGGAAAGAGGGGAGAGAUGGUGGGGCUGAGAAGGAGAGGGAAAGGGAGAAGGAAAAGGAGAGGGACAGGGAUAGAAGAGGCAAGGAAGGAAAAAUUGAUAAAUUUGUUGAUGGAGAUGAUAUGCGAGCAGUGAAGCAAGUUUCUGAUAAAACUGAGUCAAAUGCACGUGAUUGUUUGAAAAGUCCUGAAUCGGAUAACUUGCCUGAUAAAAGAACUAGGAGAAAGCGAGAUGGAUCUGGCGAUGGAGAUAAGCAUCAGGAUGAUAUUGGAGGCAACAAUGACAGACGAUUUUCAUCGAGGGAAGAUGUUCCCAAGGAUGGAAGACCAAAGGAUGAAAGGCACAAGGAUGAGAAAAGUAGAGAUAAAUAUGGUGAAGAUAUGGAUAAGGAAAGCAGGCAUCGUGAUAACAAGCUAAGAGAUGACCGUGCUGCCAAAGAUCACAUAUACAGCAGGUCAGAUGAUAAGCACUUGAGGGAGGAUAAAGAUGCAGAAAAUAGACCAAAGAAAUAUAAGUCUCAAGAAGUUGAUCAUGACCUUGAGCGAGAUCGUGAUCAUGAUCGUGACUUUGACAUUGGUGCAGAUCCUGAUCGUGAAAGUUACCAGCGCGAUCGAGAACGUGACCAUGAUAGGGACCGAGAUCAUGAUCGUGAUCGUGGCUGGGAUUGGGAUCGAGAUAGAGAACGGGACCGAGGUAGAGACCGGGAUCGGGAGAGAGAGCGGGAACGUGACCGGGAGAAAAUAUUUGACUAUGAUGGGUCACAUAUGGAUGAUCGAGGGGCUAGAUAUAAAGAUAGCCGGGGAAGAAAGAAAUCUCCUGAAGAUCAUGAUGAUUACAAUGAAGUUAAAGCUAGAGGUGGCAAAACACCUUAUGCCGACAUGGAAAAGAAGUCUUUGAGCAGAAAUAGAGUCGAGUCUGAUGUUGACAGAGGAAGGUCCCAGUCACGCCAAGCUCACCAAGAUAAUAGGAGAAGGGCCUCUCCAAACUCCAGUACACAUGGUGCUGCAGAUGAUGAUAGGCACAUCAAACAAGAAGAAUUGAAGUAUAGAGAAGCUUUGAUAGAGCAGAAAUCCAAAUCAAUUUCUUCCAGAGAGAUAACUAGUUUGCCAGGAUCAUCAGAUAGAGCUCCGAAGUACAGAUCCUCUGAGAAACUAUCUAAAAUGGAUGACGGCCAUAUGGGAGAGUUAGAAAGGUCUUCAAGCUCUAAAGCAUCACCUAUGGGCCUGAUGGAUAGAUCUCCUUCAUCAAGUCUGGAGCGUAGCAGAUACAUGAACAGAUCUAGUGUUAGACGGAGCCUUGAGAUUGAAGAAUCAGGAAGGAGGAACAGUGCUUCUAUGGGUGCAAGAGAUUUCUCUACUGAUGACAGACCAAGUCGUGAUUUACCUUUGGAAAAGUCUCUAGCAGAAGAAUCGACUUCAGUUGAUUCAUCUUUUUAUAAUAGAAACAGUCAGAGCAACUCUGUUUUGAUUCCUCCGUCUACUUUUAGGGGUGGAGUUGGCAGCCCUUCUUUCCUGGGUUCUCAUGAAGAAGAUGGUAGAAUUAAUAAUAAUAAUCGCUAUAAGAGGAGUGGUGAUCCCAAUAUGGGAAGGGGUCAAGGAAAUGCUUGGAGAGCUGCCCCAAAUUGGUCUUCACCUAUGGCAAAUGGUUACAUUCCUUUCCAACAUGGGCCACCUCAUGGAGGUUUUCAAGCAAUGAUGCCGCAGUUUCCAUCUCCUCCUAUGUUUGCAGUCAGACCUUCAAUGGAAAUGAAUCACUCUGGGAUUCCUUAUCAUAUUGCUGAAGCUGACAGGUUUCCGGCUCAUUUGCGUCCUAUUGGAUGGCAGAACAUGAUAGAUGGUUCAGUGCCUUCUCACAUGCAUGGAUGGGAUGGGAAUAAUGGUAUGUUUAGGGAUGAGUCGCACAUAUACGGAGGAGGAGAAUGGGAGCAAAAUAGGCAUCCAAUUAAUGGCCGAGGAUGGGAAAGCAGUGCUGACAUGUGGAAAGGGCAAAAUGGUGAUGCGAAUUUGGACAUGCCCUCUACAUCCUUGAAAGAGGAUUUUACAGAACAGGCCCCUGUGGAUGAUGUUUCCACAGGUCAAAGGUCGCAAAAUGAAAGUAGCCAUCUUGGGCUUCAAGCAAAAACUGUUGAAACAAAGCUAGCUGUCACUCCCUUAACAAAAGAAUCUCCUAAAUUAUCACCUGAAAUUAUUCAUGAGGAGACUUCUGAUCCUCCAAAAUUGUCGAGUAUUGAUACUGUUACUUGUCUUUACAAUGCUUAUCUAUCCAAGCUAGACAUUUCAAUAGAGCUUGCUGAUCCAGAGCUGUAUAACCAGUUCACGAGCUUGCUGAAUAUCGAACAGAGUGCUACAGUUGAUGAAGGCUUUGCUAUGCUAGUAAAUUUGAAGGAUGGUGGAAGAGCAGUACCAAAAAGUUCGAGUACAUUGUUGAAUACCUCCCUUCUACCCACGACUAAUGAUUCUGUUUUUCAGAGAGCCAUGGACAUCUACAAGAGGCAGAGAGUAUGUUUGAGUGGUCCAUCCAUUGCUAAUGGUGGGAUGAUAGAUGUUAUCACCACAUCCAGAAUAGAGGAGGAGCAAGUUCCUGACAAUAAUGUGGACAUAAUAAAAGAGGAAAUUGCGAAUCACACUGCAGAAAUGUCUGAUUUGCAGAUGAUGGAGUUGGAAGGGGAGAAGAAAGUAGAAAUUCCAAUUGCUGAUGUGCUGGAGAAUUCAGAUGUUGCCUCCGUCCAGAAUAUAGAUGCUGACCUGAAGUUAGAAUCUUCAGGUGAAGCUAUUACGAAUGAUAGUCCAGAAGAGCCCCUGACUAUGAUUGUUGAUGGUGAUAAGGAUGAGAUGUCAUCCAAGGCGGUGGAUUUAGAAGAUCCACCAAAGCCGAUGGAGUUGAUUUCGGUUCCUGGUGACGAGCCAAAUGCUCUACCAAGUGAGGUGAGUCAGAUGGAUGAGACUGAAGGUAGUAAUAAUUCUAUGAAUUGUGACGAAGGUCAGGGAAUUGAUGAUGCAAAAUGUGGUUCUUUAAUAAUUAAGGAAGGUUGUUCAUCCCCGAAUGCAUCAGGGGAGUUGAAUGAGAGUGAGUCGGUAAUUUUAAGUCGGAUACAUGAUUCUCCUGAAAGUACACAUUGAGACGAUUUCUUCUUAUCCUAUAUGUUAUUUCUUUAUUGCGUUUUUUUGGUUUAGUUAUUUUUGCUUUGUUGCUUCUUUUUCGGCAAGAAAAUAAAAAUGAAAUAUGCUCUACUGUCCCCUAUAUUAGGGGUCAUUACGCGCAUUGAAGUUCAUCUGCUUUAUUAA